Molecule: messenger RNA, 1035 nt
Organism: Aedes aegypti (yellow fever mosquito)
Lineage: Eukaryota; Metazoa; Arthropoda; Insecta; Diptera; Culicidae
Exons: 2
Coding region: 117-890 (257 amino acids)
Source: RefSeq, a predicted model, not a curated record
AGCAAGAAACAGUUCCGCACCCGGUGUUUUCCCCCGAAAUAUCAGUGCAUCAUCAAGUGUACAGUUCGGUUGAUUGAAGCUUUUGGCUGAAGAAUCGAGAAUCGUUGGAAGAGAAAAUGCAGCGUUCCAGUGUGCAAUCGUCUACGUCGCUGUUGGUGGCUUUGGUGUUCCUGUUGAUGGGAGCGGCGCUCCCCGUUGACUCCCUGGAUCUGUUCAAAGAAUGUGCCGGGGCGAAAAGUUCCGUUUCCUGUUUCGGGAACAAAAUGGUGCAAAGUGGCCUUAAACGGUUGUCCAGUGAAAAAUCGCUGCAACUGUUCCCGGGUGUGGAUAUCGUGGAGGCAGCUCCCGAAGCAAACAAUGACGUCGAAGGGUCUUCUCGGUCUUACAACGAUCAGGCGGAUACGAGUGUUUUAGGGCGCAUUGCCCGGUAUCUGACCAGCCACGAGCUCAAGAUCAAUUUCGGGGAGCUGGCACGCAAGAGUGACUUCCAGAAUGCGAUCUCGUCGAUGGUGCGCAAUGUCCAGGAUGAUAUGCUAGGCGAAAUGACAGAAGCCCGCAAAAAGGACAAGGGAGGACUCGGAAUGAUCCUGCUGAUGAAGGUGAUGAUGAGCAAAAUGCUGGGAGCGCUCGGGUUCGGUGCCGUGGCCGCCCUGGCCAUGAAGGCCCUCGGCGUGUCGAUGAUGGCCCUGGUGAUGGCCGGUGUCAUUGGACUGAAGAAGCUCGCCGACGGCGGCGGUGACCACAAGGGACGCCAAAACCACGACGCCGACAUCCAGGUGCUGGACGGUGGCUACGGGGACCACUACGAUCGGGUCAGUUCGGUGCGACGACGACGAUCACUGUCGAAUUUGGCCUACCGGGGCUGGACCGAAGAGGUGAAACGGGAGUGAAAUCAUGUGCGAUGCGUGCACGAACAAGAGGAUGAAAAGAAAUAUUUAUUCUAGUGUUGAGAGUUGACUAAGAGCUAACUGAAAAUGGUUAUUUAUUUAUUUAUUGUUAUUUAUUUUGAAACGACAGAUGAAAUUGCAAAUAAAG